AAAGAGCUCACACACGGCUCUGUCCGGCCAGCAGAAACCUCAGCUAGGCUACCAGUCAGCCAGGAAAUGUGCUUUUAACGUUUUUGGAACAAGAAAAAAAAAAGAAAGAAAGAAAUCACACAGACCCAAGUGCUGCAACUCGCAACCUUACGUAAUUUGCUCCUUGAGUUACUAGUUUGAGGUGGUGGUUGUUGCAGAUUCACUGACGUUGAAAGCCGCACCGGAGACAGAUGUUUGGUUCUCCUUCUCAGAGACGCUGAGCGGCUGUGCUGUAGUACGUUAGCGGACACACUGGCUGCUCGAGCCCGUAGUGAAACUUCAGAGUUGGACUAAAGUGUCUGUUCUUCGCCCUGAAGCUGAGAGAGUAGAGCUGGACUCCGUGAUGGUUGUACUGCUGUCACUCAGGUUACUGCUUGUAGGAGUUGUAGUAGGUCUGACUUCAGCCGCUCUGGCUGGUGACACAAGUAAAGAAGAUUUCUUGAAAAGCCGUUUGAAGGAGUAUGGGCUUGUCACUCCAAUCAGCACCGAUUCUGAGGGCCACUUCCUGUCGCACCUCCUUUCGGCCAAUCACAAGCAACGCAUCAAGCGUGACGUGCCGGCCGGCUCAGAGCCUGCAGGAGAGAGGCUGUUCUUUAACAUCACCGCCUUUGACAAGGAAUUCCACCUGCGCCUGCGCCCCAACAAGAGGCUGGUGGCUCCAGGUGCCAUGGUGGAAUGGCAUGAUGAGGUGGAAGCAUCUCACAACAGCACAGAGAAUGGCACGCGCACCGAGAGGAUUCUGAGGAGGGAGCUGCUGAAGACGGACUGCACCUUCAUCGGCGACAUCACUGACGUUCCCGGAGCCUCUGUCGCCAUAAACAACUGUGACGGCCUGGCUGGCAUGAUCCGUACUGACUCUGAUGAAUAUAUCAUCGAACCUCUGGAGCGUGGCACACAGGAGAAUGAGGAGAACGGGCGAGUUCAUGUGGUCUACAGAAGAUCGGCUCUAUUUCAAGCUCCUUCGGAUGUCUCUGUGGACUACCAACCUCUUGAGCCUGAUCUUCAUGUGCCAGGGUUGCUGGACAGCAUCGGCAAACAAGUCAACCACACGGUCAGGAAACGUAGACAUGCUGGUGAUGAUAAAUACAGCAUCGAGGUGCUUCUUGGCGUCGACGAUUCCGUUGUGCGCUUUCAUGGAAAGGAGCAUGUACAGAACUAUCUGCUUACACUGAUGAACAUUGUGAAUGAGAUAUACCAUGAUGAGUCACUAGAUGCGCACAUCAACGUCGUGCUUGUGAGGAUGAUCAUGCUUGGUUAUGCAAAGUCCAUUAGCCUCAUUGAGCGGGGCAACCCGUCACGCAGCCUGGAGAACGUUUGCCGCUGGGCUUUCGUACAGCAGAAAGAAGACCCUGAGCACUCAGAGCACCAUGACCACUCCAUCUUCCUCACCCGCCAGGGCUUCGGCCCCACCGGCAUGCAGGGAUAUGCACCAGUCACUGGGAUGUGCCAUCCGGUCCGCAGUUGCACCCUCAAUCAUGAAGAUGGCUUCUCCUCUGCCUUUGUGGUGGCUCACGAGACUGGACAUGUGCUGGGCAUGGAGCAUGAUGGACAGGGCAAUCGCUGUGGUGAUGAGACAGCCAUGGGGAGUGUCAUGGCCCCUCUGGUGCAAGCAGCCUUCCACCGCUAUCACUGGUCCAUGUGCAGUGGACAAGAACUGAAGAGAUACAUUCAUUCCUAUGACUGCCUGAUGGAUGAUCCCUUUAAGCAUGACUGGCCACAACUCCCUGAACUUCCUGGCAUCAACUACUCCAUGGAUGAGCAGUGUCGCUUCGAUUUUGGAGUUGGAUACAAAAUCUGCACAUCAUUCCGCACAUUUGAUCCUUGCAAGCAGCUGUGGUGCAGUCACCCAGACAACCCUUACUUCUGCAAAACCAAAAAGGGACCCCCGCUGGAUGGCACUGAGUGUGCGCCUGGGAAGUGGUGCUACAAAGGUCACUGCAUGUGGACGAACGCCAACCAGGUGAAGCAGGAUGGAGCAUGGGGCACCUGGACAAAGUACGGCUCAUGCUCGCGCUCUUGCGGGACAGGUGUGCGCUUCAGGACACGGCAGUGCAACAACCCAGUUCCAUCUAAUGGUGGUCAAGACUGCCCAGGGGUGAACUAUGAGUUCCAGCUGUGCAACACGGACGACUGCUCCAAGCACUUUGAGGACUUCAGGGCUCAGCAGUGUCAGCUUCGCAACUCACACUUUGAGUACCAGAAUGCUAAACACCACUGGCUGCCCUACGAGCACCCGGAUGUCAACAAAAGAUGUCACCUGUACUGCCAGUCGAAGGAGACGGACGACGUGGCGUACAUGAAGCAACUGGUGCACGACGGGACGAGAUGCUCCUACAAGGAUCCCUACAGCAUCUGCGUGCGAGGAGAGUGUGUGAAAGUUGGAUGUGACCGAGAGAUUGGCUCCAACAAGGUAGAGGAUAAGUGCGGGGUGUGCGGAGGGGAUAACUCCCACUGCAGAACCGUGAAGGGAACCUUCACCAGAACUCCCAAGAAAACCGGUUACCUAAAGAUGUUCCUCAUCCCCCCUGGGGCUAGACAUGUAAUCAUCCAAGAAAAUGAGGCCUUCCCUCACAUUCUUGCUGUGAAGAACCAGGCCACAGGACAUUACAUCCUGAAUGGUAAAGGGGAGGAGGUCAGAUCUCACAGCUUCAUCGACCUUGGAGUGGAGUGGGAUUACGUCAACGAAGACAACAUUGAGACUCUGCACACGGAUGGGCCGCUACAUGAUGCAGUCAUUGUUCUGAUUAUACCAAAGGACAAUGAGACAAGAUCCACUCUGAUGUAUAAAUACAUCAUACAUGAAGACUCAGUCCCGGUCAACAACAACAAUGUUAUCCAGGAGGACACAUAUGAGUGGGCUCUGAAGAGCUGGUCCCCGUGUUCACGACCUUGUGCUGGAGGAUUUCAAUAUACCAAGUAUGGAUGCCGUAAGAAAGGUGACAGUAAGAUGACUCACAGGAGCUACUGUGAUGUCAAUAAGAAGCCCAAACCCAUCCGCAGAAUGUGCAACUUACAGGACUGCACACAGCCACAGUGGAUAGCUGAGGAGUGGGAGCACUGCACUAAAACCUGCGGCAGCCUGGGCUAUCAGAUCCGUACUGUUCGCUGCAUGCAGUUCCUCCACACGGGGACCAAUCGCUCCAUCCACAGCAAGUACUGCAGCGGGGAGAAGCCUGAGGCCAGAAGGCCCUGUAACAGAGCGCCUUGCCCUGCCCAGUGGAGGACUGGGGCCUGGUCUGAGUGCUCAGUGACCUGCGGAGAGGGGGUGGCUUGGCGGCAGGUUACAUGCCGUAUCGGAGAUCAAUGCAGUGGGGAGAAACCAGAAUCACAAAGACCUUGCCGGCCAGGCCCUUGCCACGAUGAACCAUGUGGAGGAGACAAGUCUAUUUUCUGUCAGAUGGAAGUCCUGGCCCGCUACUGCUCCAUUCCAGGUUACAGCAAGCUGUGCUGCGAGUCAUGUAGUAAGAGGAGUCUCAGCAGCCUCCUACCAGAGGCUGCUGAGACGGAGGAAGAGCUGCGUUUUGGCUCUGCUUCACAGCUCCUGGAGUCCCUUACGGCUUCCGUCAAUGGCACCCUCAAGCUGCCUCCCCAGAGCCCUCGUGGAUCAGGCCCAGCUAGCCGCAAAGCCAAGCAAACUUCCACCACUGCACCACACAGAACAAACAGCUACAGUAAGACUCCUAAACGCCCCACACAGGCCACCAAACCCCGUGCCAGGAACCUGCCUGCUGUGGCACUUCACGGACAUUCCACCAAUGCCACAUCUCGGCAGCUGGAUGGUUCCCGAGACAACAGGUGGCCCAAGGCGAUAUCCGAGGUGGAAAGAUGAAGGCGAACUUGAACUGGUGUUUUUUUGUUUUUGUUGUUUUUUUCCCUUCCUGGACUCUUUUUUUUGUUUUGUAGAUAUAAUAUAUUAGCUUUAUCCCUUGACUUACUUCAGAUCUUGCUUAUGAGAGAUUUUAGAGAGAGUGAGAGAGUAAAGUGCUGGUUCACUUUCUGGUUUCCUCCCGACAGCAGUCAUUCUGCAUUCACACUAGUCAGCCUUCACAUUGCCGUUUUGGGACAAAGCACCAAAGAUGAUCUUUUGAAAGCAAUCCGAUGUCCCUUUUCAAAAGCUUGGUUUACAAAGGUUUUGCACAUUAGCAUAUGCUAAAGAGACACCAGUGGUACGUGAUAGAAAAUGCUUCUAGUUAUAUAGAAUUUCAAAAUUCAGCGUUCCUUUUUUUGUUACUGGCUCCAAACAUUUUAUUUGUUUAACGAACAGAUAUUUAUGAAUGUUCCUGUAAAUACUGUAUGUGUAAAAGUCAGUAUUAUUUUUUACUAAAACAUGGUGCAAAUUUUUUUUUACUAUUCACUUACAUUUUCUACAUGACAGCUAAAGUAUCUGAUAUGUUUUCAAUUUUCCCUGUCAAAACAGACCAGCCAGUGGAAAAACCCAAGAACGGAUUCAUCAUUCUUUGAACACUUCGAAUACCUGUGUCCAUCAAGGGAUUUAUCAUAAGCUUUUGUCUCUGUAACUGCAUCAACAAUUAAUGUCAAAGCUGAAUUUUCCUGUUAUCCUGUACUGUAUUCUCUUUUGUCACUAAAGGUUUAUUUCACCAGCAAAGGAGCUGAAUGCCAAGACACAUUUAGAUGUCAAAAUGCUGUUGGGUGGCUGCGUAGGAGUCCAUCACAUGCACAGCAAGGUGCACAGGACAUGCAAAGCUGUAUUUUGAAGGCGCUGAGCAGGAACAUGGACCUUUUUUUGUGAGGAACAUAUUGUACGCAUUGCGCUUUUGCCUGCAAGAUUUCGGAAGAAAGAUAUUUAUUGUUUUUUAAACCAAGGGUUACGUCUCAACCACAAUGCAUCUGACUGCAAUAGCAAAUAACCUCCAUGUACAUGUAAGCGGAGCCCGAACGUACAGGAACCAUUCACUCACGCUCGCCUGUGUGCUACUGUAUAGCUCUUGUAUAUAGGAUUGAUAUCUUUAGAGUAUUUAUUGAGUUCCUAGACUGUUUUAUGUCCAGCAUCCCUUCUGUACAAGCCAAAAAAGAUAAAGAAACCAAAUUUGCUGGUCAUCUGCAAACUGAUGCUUGAAUUUUCACUGAAGUUUCCCUGCUGGCGAGUUAAGAAGUUAGAAAUUAGAAGUAGCAUCAACUUUAGAUACAUGUACCGAAAGGUUUAUGGAGAAAGCUGUCUCAUGCAGCUGUUUCAGCAUAGCAUUUAGUGUAGAGGCCCAACAAAGCUGUCGCUCACAGCUGUUUUCUUACAGUUAAGUAGUGUUGAUUCAUGAAAUACAAAGAUUCCGAAAUCCAUAUGGAUAUCAUUCCAAUUGGCUAACACAGACAAACAUGAAAAAUGUUGACGCUUGUAGAUUUUUUUUUUCCUAGAAACAAACAUUUUUGAAACAUUUUCACUGUAAUGUCAGUGACUUGCUGCCUAUGAUGACUUGGCUGCUAAUGUUAUGCAAAGCUUUUAAAGUCCCAAAAGGAUGCUAGUACUUUAGUGUAGUUUUUUUUUCCCCAAAUGACAAUCCCUGAGCCUCAGACAGAUCCGCUGUAUAGAAUACAAUGCGUAUCUAUCCCCAGUGCUACCUGUGCAUUUAACAAUUAAUUAAUGCUCCGACUAGCUGGCAGUUUCUAACAGCUUGCAGUCCUUUCUCUGUUUAUUUGUACUUAUAUUUGUUAGUUGUAAUUGAAGUGUACACUACUGAUGCUGUUUGUUGUAAUGGGGAGCACAUAGCAAUAAAGAACAUACUAAACAUUCA
Molecule: messenger RNA, 5786 nt
Organism: Pygocentrus nattereri (red-bellied piranha)
Lineage: Eukaryota; Metazoa; Chordata; Actinopteri; Characiformes; Serrasalmidae
Gene: adamts3
Product: ADAM metallopeptidase with thrombospondin type 1 motif, 3
Exons: 22
Coding region: 383-3868 (1161 amino acids)
Biological process (GO): proteolysis; extracellular matrix organization
Cellular component (GO): extracellular matrix
Molecular function (GO): metalloendopeptidase activity
Source: RefSeq, a predicted model, not a curated record